Molecule: messenger RNA, 2409 nt
Organism: Funneliformis geosporum
Lineage: Eukaryota; Fungi; Glomeromycota; Glomeromycetes; Glomerales; Glomeraceae
Source: the annotation of a GenBank genome assembly
AUGAGAGUUAAUCGAUUGUGGUGUAGAUUAGUCACACCAAUACUUUGGAGUACACCAUUCAAACGCUACUCACAGUCAUACACUCCAAAAAUAAUUAAUACGUAUAUCUCUUGCCUUGAUGUAAAGAAUAAAAAAUUCUUAAAGAGCUUAGGGUUAAUGAUACCUUUACAUCCUGCAAAUCCUUUAUUUUAUUAUCCAAAAUAUUUGGAAGGGUUUAACAUAGUUAACUACACCUUUGCGAUGAAGAAGUGGGUUAAAGAUCAUUUUCAUUGUGUAAAUAAAGAGUGGAAUAUCUCGCGCACCCAAAGAACCUUGGAUUCUAUGGUGAUGGACUUAAUAUUUAACCAUUCUUCCUCAUUAAAAAAAUUUAAAUAUGUUAAUUAUAGUGGAUUUUCACGUGCGGAUUUUUUGGAAAAGUUACCAUAUUCAGAUUUAUCAUUAAUUAGUACAUUGGAAUUCCUAGGACAUGGAUAUUCAAAUGAAAUGUACUUUACAACAUUACCAAAAUUAUUUAAACAAAUGUCCAAAUCUACAAGGAAUAUUAUACAUUUAUCAUUUUAUUUCCCUGAAACUUCAGAGGAUUCAAAACUUUAUCAAAGGCCAACCACUUUUAUGCAUCAUGAUCAAUCGGUUAAGAAUUCAACAGAAUUAGAUCUAUCCGUCGCUGAACUCAUUCGAUCACAAAAAUCUUUAAAGAGUUUUUGCACAAAUGAAUUUUGGAUGAAAUCUUCAACGGAUUUGAUCUUUACCUCAUUAUUAUCACAUUCAAAUUCAUUAGAAUUCAUUAAAUUUUUCACUUUAAUACACUUUGAUCAAUCAUUUUUUCAUUAUAUGAAACAGAUUAAUUCGUUGCGUACUUUGGAAUUUAAAAGGUUUCUCUUUAAAUCAUCAUCUUUUAAUUUAUCACACCUUAUAAUACCUCAAAAUUAUCUCCCUCAAGUACAAAAUGUUUAUUGUGAUGAAGGAGAUAUUUCUAACAUCUCUAAACAAUUGAUCAAUAUUAUUUUACGGCUUUCGGAUCACUCUUUAAAAAAAUUUUAUUUUAAAGAAGCCAAUUCCGUAAUCUUAUCUACUAUUGAGUUAUAUUGUCCGAAUAUUACGCAUCUUCAUAUCUCAUUAAAAGAAGAAUCUAUUGUCCCUUCAUUAAAUGUUAUUAAAAAACUUCCUUUGAUCUCAUUUUAUUUACAUACCAUUCGUUAUUCAAGGACAAUGGAAUCUUUUUUACCGAGUACUUUACAAUAUUUUGGUUUAUCCGGUAACAUUGGACAGGAUUCCAUUGAGAAAUUAUUAGCUAACGCUUAUUUACCAAAUUUAUCCACGAUGGAAAUAUUAAAAAUACAUCAACCUAAUGAUAGAAUCAGAAAGAUUUUUAUUAAAUUUAGUGAAAGGUUUAACCAUCGAUUAAAAGAAUUGAAAUUGGAAAAAUCUUUAUUAAAAUUGUUCAUUUCAUCAGAUAAAAGAGAGUUAUGGAAUACGAGAUCUUUCAAGAUAAGUGAAGUGAAAUUCUUUAAAUAUGCCGUUUAUGCUAAAGGCAAGUCUACAAUUAUUACCCUAACGAGCGAGACCGUCAAUGGUGAAGCUAUUAAUGUCGAAGGCACUUCAGCUGGAAAUGCUGAAGAAAAUCAAAUCAUCGAAGGAUUAGACUCCCUUCUUCUUGACACUCCACCCGAAACUUUGAAUUCUCUUCCUAACGUCUUUAUAGAUCGUAUGGGAAAUAAUUUUAGGUGGCCUACUUCUAUGCCCCAAUGCACCAGAGAACAAGUCUUCUGGACUUUCACUGAUAACGAAGUACUUGAAGAUGAUCAAGAAUACGGACUCAAUUCUAUUUAUUUUUACGAUUGUCUUGACAAGGGAUUGUUUAAUGAUCAUAAAGAAGACUGGGUGCUGGUGUACAAACAGAGAAUAGUUGAAUAUGGAGAAAAGAAGACAAGACAGCAACUGGGAGAUCUCGAUCCAAGAGCAGUACUUUCCAACCGUUCUAGUGAUGGAGAUGAAUAUAUGAUUCAAGUUCGAGUUAAAAGAGUUGAUGCUGACGAUACAAGAUCCUUCAUGUUUCCUUACCAAUUUAUUGAUACGAAAAAUGCAAAUAAACAUUACAAGACAGUACUAGACACAGGUGCGCCAGAAACCAUUUUACCCUAUGAAGUCCGUGCAAACCUAGGAAAUUCUGGAUGGGAAAGAACUUCGGUCCAUACACCUAGAUAUGAAGCACCAGCAAAAUUGUUUGUAGCUACUGUCCCAUUCCUAAUAUCAAUUGGUGACAAUCGCUCUUGGAGUAGAUGGGUCAAAACCAAUACGCUCCGAGUGUGGGAACGUGAUCCUGGUAACCAGGUGAACUCUUCUCUGGUGGGCAACGACAUACUAGACCAGCUUAUGUUCACCAGAGGAGAGGAGGCCUCCUGUUCUUAG